CAGGCGACUCCCAAGUCUACAAUCAAACAAGGAUCGUUCCAUCUUUUUUCCAUCUUUUUAUAUUGCGCCUCCUCUCCAAACACACACCGAGCAAUUAUUUACACAUUUCUCUUGGCCCAGAGACAAAUAUCGGCAUGAUUAGUGCUCUCAGCUCCGUGAAUGUCUAUCCAUUGUUGCUGCUCAUUCUUGGUCUGUUGCAAGCGGUGACUAGCCAUGCCCGAUCGAGUAAUCCGCAGUGCAUCGCUUCAUCCUGUGGUGACAUUCGCGAUAUACAUAGCCCAUUUCGAUUGAAGACUGACCCGAAGGGAUGCGGCGAGUCAAAACAUGAGCUGACUUGUGAAAAUAAUCGUACUGUUUUGUACCUCCUUGAUGGCCGAUUCUACGUGCAGUCCAUCAAUUAUUCCGCCCACAUAAUCAGAUUGAUCGACGAUGGGCUGCAAAAGAAUAAUUGCUUGUCUUUCCCCCGUCAUUUAUUGGCGAUCCAUAGCAUCAAUUCCGAUCCAAACAUCCCAUACAUCGGUUACAGCAACGAUAUAUUUGUCAUUGUAAAUUGCUCAAAGCCGGUUAGUUCUCCAUCUUACAUCUCUACCCGUCCAUGCAUUGAGGGGUCAUAUUCAUCCGAGGGGUCAUAUCCAUCCGAGGCAUCAUCAAAUUGGAACUUGUAUGCUUUGGUCAAUCCAAAUGCUUUGGAUGUGAAGGAUUUUUGCACCAUUAGCAGUUGGACGUGGGUAUCACGUAAGCAGAUUUAUAGUAGCUCCGACAACUACGAGCUAAUCCAUAACAGCAUGGCCGAAGGAUUUGAUCUCGAGGUUUAUGUUGGAGAAAGUCAACCGAAGAAAACUGUUUUUUGCUACCUUGAUUUCUAUAUCUACUUCCACUUCCAUAACUACUUUUUUGGGAAGCACUACUGGAGCGGCGGCCAGGUCUGCGGAUCCAAGUUAUACUCUGGCGGUGUCCAAGAUGAUAUUGCAAUUUGGACUGCUGGAGAUUUUAUAAUACUAUUGGUGCUUUUCUGUGUAGCGAAAUUCGUAAUCGGGACACCAUUUGUUGCGAUAUUUCUAAUCUACAAGUACCGAAGAAGACACUUAGCAAUGGACAAGAACAUUGAAGAAUUCUUGCAAGCUCAUAACAACUUUUUGCCCAUAAGGUACUCUUACUCUAAUAUUAAAAAGAUCACCAGAAACUUUAAGCACAAACUAGGUGAAGGGGGGUAUGGUUCCGUGUACAAAGGAAUGCUCAGAAGCGGCAAUGAAGUGGCCAUUAAGAUUUUGAAGUCCAAGGCCCAUGGCCAAGAUUUUAUUAGUGAAGUGGCUACUAUUGGAAGAAUUCACCAUGUUAAUGUUGUGCAACUCAUCGGUUUUUGCUUUGAAGGCUCGAAACAAGCUCUCGUGUAUGAUCUCAUGUCAAAUGGAUCCUUGGACAAGCACAUUUUUGCGGAGGAAGGUGAUAAGUUUCUUGAUUACAAGAAAAUAUAUGAGAUUGCUCUUGGGGUGGCAAGGGGGAUUGAAUACUUGCAUCGGGGGUGUGACAUGCAAAUACUACACUUUGAUAUCAAGCCUCAUAACAUCCUUUUAGACAAUAAUUUCACUCCAAAAGUUUCUGACUUUGGACUAGCGAAGCUUUAUCCCACAGAUCAUAGCAUAGUUUCAUUGACUGCUGCAAGAGGAACCUUGGGAUAUAUGGCGCCUGAGUUGUUCUACAAAAAUAUCGGUGGCAUAUCUUAUAAGGCAGAUGUCUAUAGCUUCGGGAUGUUGCUCAUGGAAAUGGCAGGUAGAAGGAAAAAUGUAAAUGCAGAUGCGGAACACUCGAGCCAAAUUUAUUUUCCGUUGUGGAUAUACGACCAAGUCAGUGAAGGUGCAAGUGUUGAAACGGAAGAAGCUGUAGAAGAGGAAAGGGAGGUGAUAAAAAAGAUGAUAGUAGUUGCACUUUGGUGUAUACAAUUAAUCCCUGACCAUCGGCCUCCAAUGAACAAAGUCUUAGAAAUGCUUGAAGGAGAUAUCGGUAAUAUUCAAAUGCCUCCAAAACCGCUUAUUUACCCACCAGAUGAGCCAGUUGAGGAUGACAAAGUCAGCACGGAAUUAGAAACAUUCUCGACUUCAUCAAGUGCUCCCAUAAUUUCUGCUAGUUUUCCAUUUGGAGAUAGCAAUGAUGUUUAGAGGACCAUGCACAGUUUGAUUGGAAAAGCUUUGUUCCCCACAGUAUAGUGUUAUGUUGGGCGGGAGUUUAGCUAGUUCAGCUUGACAGUGGUUACAUUUUGUUUUCUUCUAGCUCUUAGGCUACUGUUGUGUUAUUGUGGUUCCUAUAUAGUUUCACUCUCUUGCAUCCUCCUUCGAAUGGACA
This is a messenger RNA of Syzygium oleosum, 2340 nucleotides long. Its product is annotated as rust resistance kinase Lr10-like. The transcript is spliced from 3 exons. Gene Ontology annotation, molecular function: polysaccharide binding; ATP binding; protein kinase activity. Lineage: Eukaryota; Viridiplantae; Streptophyta; Magnoliopsida; Myrtales; Myrtaceae. The coding region runs from base 135 to 2156 and encodes 673 amino acids. The record is from RefSeq and is a predicted model, not a curated record. Gene Ontology annotation, biological process: protein phosphorylation.